AUGGCGCUGGGCUUGGAGCACAGCGUGCUGCUGCUGAGCGAUGGCGAUGCAGUGGCCUUCGGCCGGAACAGCUACGGUCAGUGUGAAAUCCCCGAGCUCCCAGACGAAAGUGAUGACGAGCCAGCCAGUCGCUACAUCGGAGCAUCGGCCGGCAUCAGCCACACUGCCCUGCUGCGCAGCGAUGGGCAGGCUGUCGUUUUCGGAAGCACCUCGUACGGCGAGUGCCAGGUGCCGGAACUACCAACAGGUACCAGCUACGUCCAGGUCAUCGCCGGCUACACCUUCACACUGCUGUUGAGGAGCGACGGCGCCGCUGUCGCCUUUGGAGACAACUCUGCUGGGCAGUGUGACCUCCCUGAGCCACUGGAGGACCGAGGCUACGUGGGGGCAGCAGCCGGGCGAACGCACGCCGUGCUGAUCCGCGAGGAUGGCUCCGCCGUGGCCUGGGGUUUGAACAAGUCAGGCUCCUGCACAGUACCUAGUCUCCCUGAGGGAGUCCGCUACAUCGAGGCUGCUGCAGGCGGCGACCACACGGUCCUGAUUCGGGACGAUGGGCAGGCAGUGGCAUUCGGACACAACGGCGCGGGUCAGUGCGACCUUCCCCCUCUUCCGGAGGGGCUGCGCUACGUUUCCUGCGCUGCCGGGUGGACGCACACGGUGCUCCUCCGAGACGAUGGUGCGGCUCUGUGUGUGGGCGGCAACGGCCGUGGUCAGUGCAACAUUCCUCAAGGCCUGGCCUCAAACUGCGUCGCCAUCGCCGCCGGUGGCGCCCACACGCUGCUACUUUGCAGCGAUGGCCGAGCUGUGCUUUUCGGCGACGACAAGUGUGGGCAGUGCGCCCCUCCGGACAUCUCGGAUAAUCUUGGCUGCGUCGCCUCGGCCAGCGCGAGGGCCGUUCUGGUGGCCACGCUUGGGGUCGAGGAGGACACCCUGGUGGCCCGCUGCGCUUCCGGCGCGGCUAUCCACGCGCCCGGACUGAGCCAGGAGUCAAGCCUGGCAGAGGUGCGCCGCUGUUUGGCGUCGCGCCUUCGGGUCCCUCCGCUGCUUCUGAAGCUAGUGAAAUCGGACGGGUCCUUGCUCGAUCUGGUGCUGGACGGCAAGGAGGUGUCCGAGUUGCUCGCAGAGCCUGCGACUUUGGAGCCUCUGACGCCAAGCUGA
Symbiodinium sp. CCMP2592 is the source of this 1158-nucleotide messenger RNA. The record is from the annotation of a GenBank genome assembly. Lineage: Eukaryota; Dinophyceae; Suessiales; Symbiodiniaceae.